Molecule: messenger RNA, 2797 nt
Organism: Salmo salar (Atlantic salmon)
Lineage: Eukaryota; Metazoa; Chordata; Actinopteri; Salmoniformes; Salmonidae
Product: dapper homolog 3
Biological process (GO): negative regulation of canonical Wnt signaling pathway
Cellular component (GO): cytoplasm
Source: RefSeq, a predicted model, not a curated record
UUGAGGCAGGAUUGCAAGAGGUGGAUGCCGUCCCGGUUUUUAUCAUCACUGUUAUAUAAGAGCCAAUAGGGUGUGAAGGGCGGAGCACACCGUUCUACGUCUGGCAGCUGCGAAAUAGAAAAUGUUUAGCCCACAGGCACCUUGCUGCAAAUAGACAACCCUCACUAUAGCCUAAUGCAAAGAAAGCAGAAUGGUUAUCCACAUGUGCGAUGAAGAACAAAAUUGGAUGCAACACCGGGGUUAAAAAACAACAAGAUACGGAGUGGAGUAAUAACCUUCUUGUAAAAUAAAUAUUGAAAGUAAUUCAGGUGUUUCUAUCAAACCAUUGGAAGAGGUUUUGGAACCAUGUAUCAUGCCUUUAAUUUCCCAAUGACUGCGGGGCGCAGUCGGAAUAAGGAGCGCCUGGAGGCCAGUCUGGCCGGACUCGGUGAGCUGGAGCUCAGCAAGCAGAGGCAGGAGUGCCUGGUCCUCGGUGCUCUGGCUCUGGGGGAGCCCAUGCUCGAAAAUUCCACAAGGAACGAGCUAUCGGGUUUCAGCAGCUGGGAGCAAGAAAACUUGACAUUGAGACGUCAGCUGAGUGCACUCCAAAGCUCCCCCUGGGGGCUAAUGCUGGCACUGGAACAGCAGGUUUGUGAGCUGAGAGUGGACACAGAUGAUGUCACCUAUGAGGGGACCCAAGGUGACUCGAUGGACAGUCGGCCCAGCUCAGGGUUCUAUGAGGCGAGUGAGGGCCAGUCUCCAAAGGGGCAUUCCUGUCCCUCUGAGUUCCCAGAGCCCCCCUCUGGCUGGGGCUACAGCAGCACUGAGAGGCCCAAGUCUCUGAAAGAUGCCCUCCAACUGACAAGUGAGAGUCUGAUGGAGCCAGUCCCUCGUGCCACUGUGCCCCACUCCUUCUCUGCCCCCUACCCACCCCUGGAGGGCAUCGCUGAGGAGGUGACGGCUGAGGAGCCCUGGCAGUGGGACCCACACUCUGCCCAGGGUUGGGAGGACCAGGACCAGGCCACUGAGGAGGAUUUCCAGCAGGCUCUGAGGGUAGAAGGCUACAUCCUGGGUCUCAUCCAUCGCUACGCGUUCUCACCCCGGCCCUGCAUGCCUCGUACCAGCCUGGGGCCUGACCCCUCCAUCUCCUCAUCAUCCAGCAUUAACAGGCAGAGCAGCCUGCAAAGGAAACCCCCUCUUCACACCCCUGAGCACUGCAUCCCUGACCCACAGGAUGUCUACCCUGACCGUGAGUGCCAGGCCUGGGGGUGUGACCCUCUAGACAGGGAGGCGUGGGGGGGAGAGGCCCCAUCCAUGGAGGAGGACUGUUAUCAGUCUUUACCCUACCUUCACUCCAGACCUCACUCCCUGGCCGGGGGCCAUCCACCCACCCUGGACCCCCCUUGUGGAGCUAUGGACCCUUGUUUAAGUAGUGAGUCUGAUUCCCCCCAGCACUACCCACUGCCCCCAGCUUCACAUAAACACCUUGUCAGAGCCCAGUACAUUCCUGGGCAGGCAUGCCACGCCCCUGUACUAUCAUCACACUAUCCUCCAGAACACUCCCCCUCACAUUAUCCUCCAGAGCCCUCUAAGCCCAGCCAAACCUUUGUGUCCCGAGACCAAAGCAGCUCAAAGCCCAGGGCCACGGGGAAGAAGGGUCAUGAGGAGGGACAGAGCUCCAAGAAGCCUGACCACAGGACCUGCCGCUCCCAGUCUGAGAACAGUUUGAUGGGGCAGAGGGCUUUCCCUAAGCACAGGUACAGCACAGUCGAGCGCCCCCAGCACCAGAGGUGCCAGGGUCCACACACAGGCCCCCAGCACAGCAACACCGCUGGGGGGCGACGCUGGUGCUCCACCCUGGAGCUCAGCCAGGAGGAAGGGGAGACCCAGGGUGAGCAGGCCCACAGAUGCCCACCUCGUAGGGCCCGCUACACCCAGGCCUGCUCUCAUCCAAACCCCAACCACCACUCUCAGGUCCAUGCCCAGCCUCGCCUCUCAGAGUACCCGGAGAGAGCACCUCUGUGUCGGGGAGAGGAGGGCCAUGUGCAGGCUGCCCCUGGGGAGUCAGAGUUCAGCAUGAGUGAGGUGUACUCCCCUGCCUCCAGCUCCCUCUCUAGUGACUCCGAUGAGGGGGGGCUGGUGUGGCCCCAGCAGCUGCCCCCUCGUCUGGCCCCCUCCUCUUCCUCCUCUUCCUCCUCCCCUCAGGCCUCCUCAAAGGCCUCCUCGCAGCCCAAGGCCUUUGUUAAAAUCAAAGCCUCUCAUGCCCUGAAGAAGAAGAUUCUACGAUUCCGCGCCGGCUCUCUCAAAGUCAUGACAACAGUCUGAAAAUAUGUCUGUCACUGAUUGUUUCUACUGCCCAUAUCCUGAACAGUCUGAUGGUUCAUCCUACAUCACCUACAGUUCACACCCUCUGUCUACCUCUGCUGGUCCGUGCAGCAUUGUCAUAAAAUCAAAAGCUAUUUUACCUUCAGGAAAAACACAGAUGUCUGUAACUGGCCUGAGAUCAGUAUCAUGAUAUCAUCUAGCUAAAGCACAUUUCACCAUCAGACUGUGCAUUUACUCUGCAUUAACCAUUCAUUUAAUGAAAGUCAUCCUCUGACGGUAACACUGCCAUGUCACAUAUGGACACCUGAAAGUGAACCGCUACCUCUCUUCUCUCAGCUGCACCACCUUGCAGCCUGGACCUGAAGCCCAUGUCUGUAGCACUGGCCCUGUAGGUGACUGUAGUGAGGGGUCAACACACACACUUCUGUAAAUACCUACCUGUGGCCUUGUUUGUAUGAAUGUAGUUUGUAAAUAAAGAUGUUGUGGUCUUUUA